Molecule: messenger RNA, 1116 nt
Organism: Fusarium pseudograminearum CS3096
Lineage: Eukaryota; Fungi; Ascomycota; Sordariomycetes; Hypocreales; Nectriaceae
Exons: 1
Coding region: 1-1116 (371 amino acids)
Source: RefSeq, a predicted model, not a curated record
AUGGAUGACCAAUUUGGAGGCCGUACCGACGACGACCUCUUCUACGAUGACUUCGAACCCGUCGAGAGCGAGACUGUCGUCACCACCGAAGUAGCCUCUGAUCCCGAGCCUGCUCCAGUCGCGCCAGCUCAACCGCCUGCUGCUCCUCAAGAGGAAGUAGCCCCAACCCCAACGCCUUCAGCACCCCUCUCCAAACCCCAAGGACUCUCCUCGUCACGAUACGCCGACAAAGCAGCCCCAGUUCCCGCCCCAGCUCCUGUCGCAGCACCCAAGCCCACGAAGCAACCUCCUCAACCCACAUCCAAUGCUCCUCCCAACGCCCCCACGGCUCCUCGUGAGAAGACUCCCCACGGCUCGCAACAUAACAAUGCCGCCCGUCUCCAAUCCGGCGCAAACCCACGACAGAAGCUCACCGAGGCUCAGCUCGCAGAGAAGAUGGAGAAGAUGAAGCUUAUCAAUGCGGAGAAAGCGCGCAAGUUUGAAAAGGCUGAAAAGGACGAGAAGGACCAUGCUGCUGCAUAUGCUCGCGGUAUGGAGGAGGCAAAGAAGCGACGCGCCGAGGACGCUGAGCGACGCAAACGAAACGAGGAGGAUCGGCGCAAGUUGGAGGAUGAGCGAGCUAAGAAUAGAGAACGGAAGCUCAAAGCGAUGGGCAUGAAGGAAGGUGGAUGGGAUGAGGGUAAGGAGGCCCAGGAAGAGGAGGAGAACAGACGGUUCCGGGGCGCAAACGGCAGUAUUCGAGGGUCCAAGAACGCUGGUAUCGGUGGAAGUCGGUAUGCGACAAGAGACAACGAAGAACACGAUGUGGAUCGCUUCCUCGACGAGAGAUAUCGUAGUGGAAGGGGUAGAGGUCGUGGGCGUGGAGGAAGAGGAGGCAGAGGUGGACGCGGUGGCCAUGAGGGUGCGCCUCCAGCACCACCCAAACAAGCCGUCCCAGCAGCUGAAGAUUUCCCAGCUCUGCCUGGCGAGACCAAGAAGAAUGCAGCUGUGCCGACUAGCGACAAGCCAGCCUUCGCUGCAGCUGCAGCUGGGCUGCCACCACCAUUGCCACCACUCUCUGGCGGAAAGUGGGAUGAAGAGAUGGAUGAAUACGACGAGCUGAACAAAAAGGCGUAG